Dunckerocampus dactyliophorus (ringed pipefish) is the source of this 1900-nucleotide messenger RNA. It is a transcript of the gene myef2, whose product is annotated as myelin expression factor 2. Gene Ontology annotation, biological process: regulation of mRNA stability involved in response to oxidative stress. The transcript has 16 exons. Lineage: Eukaryota; Metazoa; Chordata; Actinopteri; Syngnathiformes; Syngnathidae. The coding region runs from base 57 to 1697 and encodes 546 amino acids. The record is from RefSeq and is a predicted model, not a curated record. Gene Ontology annotation, molecular function: mRNA binding. Gene Ontology annotation, cellular component: nucleus; cytoplasm; post-mRNA release spliceosomal complex.
CUAAUUUCAAACUGCGUCAAGGUGCCUUGUGUUUUGCAGGGAACACGAACCCAAACAUGGAAGAUAUUCUUUCUGUUGAUGAAGAGCCGAGGCUAGAGGAGCUCAAUGCACCCAUCAUAUCUGACAGCAUAUCUGAGCCGUCUCCAGAAACACCAAAUGGCGUGAAGACGGAGGCUGACGAAUCGAGUCCCCCUAAAGAAAAACAUGAUGGUAAAGACAAGUCUUCCGGAGGUAGAAGAGGAAGCCGCUACCAUCCUUACAAAGACAAACACAGUGGCGAAAAGAAAGGUGCUCAUAGGAACCAGGUGUUCAUCAGCAACAUUCCCUAUGACAUGAAAUGGCAGGCAAUCAAAGAUCUCAUGCGUGAGAAAGUCGGUGAGGUUACAUACGUGGAGCUCUUUAAGGAUGCUGAAGGAAAGUCAAGGGGCUGUGGUGUGGUGGAAUUCAAAGAUGAGGAAUUUGUGAAAAAGGCCAUAGAAACUAUGAAUAAAUAUGACCUGAGUGGAAGGCCCCUCAACAUCAAAGAGGACCCUGACGGAGAACAUGUCCGACGUGUGCUGCAGCGCAUGGGAGGAGGUCGGGGACAGGACAUGGGACCUGGUGGAAUGAAUAUCCCACCCUCAAUCGCCAACAAUCCCAACAUCCCACAUGAAAUCAAGCAUGCAUUGCAAGCAGGUCGACUGGGCUCUACAGUGUUUGUGGCCAAUCUUGAUUUCAAGGUGGGCUGGAAGAAGCUAAAGGAAGUGUUUAGCAUGGCAGGUAUGGUAAAACGGGCCGACGUCAAGGAGGACAAGGAUGGCAAGAGCCGUGGAAUGGGUACUGUGACUUUUGAGCAGCCACUGGAGGCUGUGCAGGCCAUAUCAAUGUUCAAUGGACAGAUAUUGUUUGACCGACAGAUGCACGUUAAAAUGGAUGAGAAAUCCCUGCCCCCUGAUGAUUUUCGCCAAGUUGAUAAAACACCUCAAUUACCACGAGGCCUGUCUGGUAUUGGUAUGGGACUGGGACCAGGAGGGCAACCUAUUAAUGCAAACCAUCUGAGCAGUGGAGGAAGCAUGGGCUCCAUGGGCCCAGGAGGUAUGGAUGUUCAAGGUUACGGUGGAAUGAACAGAGGGGGAAUGGGUGCUGGUGGAGGCUUUGGAGGGAUGGAUAAUAUGGGCAACAUGGGUAACUUUGGAGGAAGAGAAAUGGCCCCGAUGGGCAGAAUGGGUGAUAUGUACCGGUCAAGAAUGGGCGGAAUGGAUUUUGGCAGUGAUAUGCCAAUGAAUCGAGGAUUUGGAGAUUCAUUUGGAGGAAUGGGUGGUGGCAUGGGUGGUAUGGCGAUGGAUCGCAUGGGCUCAGGCUUUGACCGCAUGGGCAUGUCCGGAAUGGACAUGAACCGCAGCUUUGGAGGCUUUGGAGGCGGUGGUCCGAGUCACAUGGGUGGAGGCAUGUCCGACAGGGGCUCCGGGUCCAAAGUAGGCUGUCAGAUAUUUGUGCGAAAUCUCUCUUAUGAUCUUACCUGGCAAAAGCUUAAAGAGAAGUUCAGUCACUGCGGCCAGGUAAUGUUUGCAGAGAUCAAGAUGGAGAAUGGCAAGUCAAAGGGCUGCGGAACAGUGAGGUUUGACUGUCCUGAGAGUGCAGAGAAAGCCUGCCGGAUGAUGAAUGGAACCAAGAUCAAUGGCCGAGAGGUGGAUGUCCGUAUUGAUCGCAAUGCCUAGACUUUUUGUAAAAAUAGGCUCACAAAGUGAGCUCUAGUUUUGUUUUAAAAACACGAUUACUUCAUCUAACCUCACGUCCACUGUUUUCAUAUUGGUUUCUGUUAAUAUAUACUACAUAGUUCAUUUUCUCUUUUUUGUUUUGUAAACUUUUUUUUUAAAAUUGUCUGGCAGUUUGAUCAAAUAAACAUUUAAUUUUUAAACCC